AUUUUUCUCAACACGCCGAGAUGAUAUUCUCAACUCCCCUACACGUGCUGAAAGUUUUACAGUGUGGUUUUCUUGCUGAAGGAUCUCACCUGAAGAGGCUUUGUAUUUCUGUGCUACCUGUGGGAAACACCCACCCAUCACCACCACCACUGUAUUUGCAUGAAACUCUACACCACGCCCAUCUGCAUGAGGUCAUCAGCAGAGGGUGGGGGCGUGGUCAUUAAUUGCGGAACAUUGGUUACAAGGCAACCAGCAGUGCCUCCCAAGUGCUGUACACGCUGGAAGCAAAGCCGGAACUUCUCAGGUAAGAAAAACAACAUGACAGGUGGGAAAGCAACUUGUGAAACGACAGUGUUCUCUUUAUUUAUGAAACUAUAAAAUUGGAUAAGCUUGUGGAAUUUAAAUGCAGGUGCUGAAAGAGGUGUAGGUCUUGUACUUUGUGUUGCUGAAUGUGUCUCCUGUGACAGAUAGUGGUAGGAUACAGUGAGAGUCUUGGUGGAAUAUUAAGCUCUAAUCAGUCUCACUGAUAAAACUUGCAUGCAUGGUUAAUGGAUUGAUCUAGGUUCAAAAGCCAGGCUGCAGAAGACCAACUUUGAAGCACCUGUUAGCAAACAGGAGCUGAUUUACAUCAUAGCCAGUUAGUCAUAUCUGCCACAGCCUGCUUUCUUAUUCAUGAUGUGAAUGUCAGUUUGGGCUUUUCCAAGAAAGUUCCUUUUUUCAACAUGACAAUUUCAUAUUGAUCAUCUGUUAUGUGGCUGUUUAAAGUAAGCUUAAAUGAGUGCAUCAGGAGUUGUUUUGGCUUGAGCAAGCCUAGCCACUCAUGCUUUCAGAAACACAAAACCAGUCUGGUGUGACUCAAAAGGGUGUAGCUGGCCACCAAGGAGACUUAAAUGACUCCGGGAAUGUGGGGAAACACUACAGCUCUUGUUGUUCUUCCCCACUUCACAAAAGUAGCAAACAGACAACAAUAGGAAUGGUCUCUUUCCUGGUUAUAUUACCUUUCAUUACAUGUUUUCUGGGAUACCUUGUUCAGAAAAUGUACACAAUGAAGGAAAUCUGAGACAGUGAUUAUUUUAAGCACUCAAGGUUUUAAACUGACUAGCAAGUAAAUAGUAAUUUGUUAACAUUUGAGAUUGAAAUGGUUUUUGGACCACCACCUUUUGGUCAUUGCUCAAGGUUUCAACCCGAUAAAGAACACGGACACAGCACGCCUGCAUUACUUCUUGCUCUUGAGAACUGAAGAUGGUAUUAUGCAUGUUGUGACAACCAAAUGACCUGAAGCAACCAGCAGGGCCUUUGGGGCAUCAGUCCAACUUGAACCAGACGCAAAGCAGCAAUGAUCUCAACCAGGAAGGAGAGCUUGCCCUCUCCCAGCCUGGAGGACUCCUUCUUCCCCUUCUUGUCAUCAACGCCCUCCACCAGGCAUCAUGUCUUGGGCAUGGGGAUGAGGCAGGAUGACCUGCUGGCAUCCCCCGGGGGCGACAGCAGCCAGACAAUGCUGGAGAAGGACCUAAUCCUGGCUGCCGAGGUGGGCCGUGCCCUGCUGGAGAGGAACGAGGAGGUGGAGGCUCAGCUGGAGCAAAUGAGGAAGGACAUGGAGGUCUUACAGCAGGAGAAGCAUACUCUCCAGCGGCGCCUGGAAGUGCGAGAACUGGAGGCAGGGCAGCGGGAGGUGGAGUUGCAGGCUGACAUCACGUUACUCCAUGAGCAGCUGGAGCAGAAGCACAGUCAGGGCCGUGAACGGCGCCGUGAGGAGAAUGAGCAGCUCUCACAACUUUCUAAGCAUAACCAGAAGCUGGUGGAGCAGCUAGCAGAGGCAGUGUCUUUAGAGCACUCUUUGCGUCUUGAACUGCGCUCUCUGAGAGAGGAGAUGGAAGACACGAGUUUUAGUCGGUCCAUAAGCUCUGCUCGCCUGGAUAGCCUGCAGGCUGAGAACAGAGUUUUACAGGAGCGCUGCACAAACACGGACCAACGUCUGACAUCAGCACAGGAGGAUAAUGAGAGACUGAGGACAGAGAGGGAUGGUCUCAGAGAACGAGUCAUCGGGCUGCAGACUGAAAUGAAAGAAAGGGAUGCCGAGCUGGAUCAGGAACACAGUGUGGUGUUCCAGCUGCGCACGGCCAACCGGAGCUUCCAGCAGAGACUCCAAACCCUGGGCGAUGAGGCCAGCCUCAAGGAGAGCACGUGCUUCCCUAUGUCCCUCCAGAAUGAGCUUCAACAGUCCCAGGCCAAGGAAACCAUCUUGGCCCAUUCUGCUGCCCUACAAGAAAAAGAAGAGGAGAUUAAUAAACUGAAGAAAGAGCUGGAGGCCAGUCAAGCUGAAUUAGAAGCAGUGAGGGAGGAGCUAAAGCCAUUUCGCAAUCCUCCAGGCAAGCCAGCAUACAGUACCUUGGAGAAUGAGAUCAUUUUGGCACGCCAGGAACGUGACACGCUUAACCAGCAACUCCUGAACACAAUCAAGCACAAGGUGGCGCUGUCUCAAGAAGUGGAGUCGUGGCAGGAGGACAUGCGGCUGGUGAUUUGCCAGCAGGUGCAGCUGCAGGAGAGGGAGAAGGAGAAGGAGAAGGAGCGAGAGAAGCAGCAGCAGCCCCUGCACAGAGGCACUCGCCAGACCAAGUCCUUCCGUUUACCUCGAGAGGAGAGCAAGAGAGGAUUUUUCUCCUCUCUCUUUGGUGGAGAGUGAGAGUGAGCAAUCCAAUGACAAGGAACAAGUCCACAAGAGAAAAACUACUAAACAAAGUGGGGGGGGAAAUAAAUUUUCAAACAUUUUCUUACUUUUUGUAAAUAUUAUGUGUGUAUGUGACCAAAAAUGUAAAUAAGAUUAAAUGGACCAAAUAUAGUAUAUUUUGGCAUGAAGUUCACUCAUUAUCUGUAUUUAUUUGGAAUUUAUUGUAUCACAUAAA
Electrophorus electricus (electric eel) is the source of this 2903-nucleotide messenger RNA. The record is from RefSeq and is a predicted model, not a curated record. Lineage: Eukaryota; Metazoa; Chordata; Actinopteri; Gymnotiformes; Gymnotidae.